CUCUCCUCCUCACCUCCUGAGGAGGUCCGGUAUGAGUCCACAGCUUCAGGCUGACUCCUCCUCUCCUCCUCUCCUCCUCACCUCCUGAGGAGGUCCGGUAUGAGUCCACAGCUUCAGCCUGCCAGGAGGCUCUGGUACUAGAAGAUUCCCAUCGCGGCUCCAGGCUGAGGAGCAGGAGGAGAAAACAUCUGAUGCUUUGAGUUAGGAACGUGUGACUGAGGAACGUCUUGAAGAAGCUGCACAGAUCCUGAUGUUUCUCUGUCGCUCCCUCAGGAGUGAACAUGAGGACGGGAGGAGGAGCACACUGAGAAUCUGAAAGACGUUCUUGUGAAUCCAUUUCCAAGUUAAACAUACAUGUCCAAACUUGCAGUGACUCAUCAUUAGCCCAGAGUCGAGUUCUUAGGAAGGGGAGUGUUGUUAGAGGAAGUAACGUGACUUCUUGUUUCUGUGUGAGAUCCACAGCAGCAGAUUCCCUGUGACUGGCUUUUCUCUAUCUCUCAGGAAGUGGACUUUCACGAAGACACAGCUGGAUGAGCAGAUGUUUUCUGUUCUGUUUGAAAUCUGAGUCUGUGUCCAGGAAUAUCAUGAUCCCAUUCAUCCUGCUCUCCUUGUUCUGCCACAGCUCACAGGAUGGAAACACAGGAGAACACGUUGUUCUGCAUUGUGGACCGAAGAAUCUGACGCUGAAGUGGCUGAAGUCCCGGGACCAGACGGUCCAGGCGACGUGGGAAGACGACCCAUCAUGCUCUGCUGUGGAGGAGGAGCUCGUCUAUGAGCUGCUGGUUCUGGUCCGAGACCAGCAAGUUCAUCACGCUCUCGUGACCGUGACGCCCGACCAGAUCGGAUCCUCUCACCUCUGGACGUGGACGUCCCACUUGGCCUCAGAGUGCGAUUCCCUCUCGGUCCGACUCGGUGUCCGAUACAGAAACUACACCAGCCCCAGGAGACAAGAAGGAACCCUCCCAGGAAUAACAAACUCCACAGAUCCAGGGGUUUAUCCACAAGACCAAGUGUUCGAGGUCGGCAGCAGAGCCACAUUCUGCUGUGUUCUGCCAGCAGGAGGAACCUUCUCCCACAUGUACCUGGUGGGUUCUAACCAAUCUGAUGGGAUCAUCACAAAGAUCAACAACCAGACCUAUUCACUGACCCUCGUCCUGAACCAGCCCUCGACCCACAGCGGCACUGACGUCAAAUGUACAAUCCAAGAAUCAGACGAUGGAGCUGUUGCUUGGAUCGGCUACCCUCCUGAUGAUAAAGAGCUUCAGUGUGAAACCACAGAUCUGGAAUCAGUGGACUGUCACUGGACGGUGGGACGGGACACUCACCUACAACCAACAGAAUACCAGCUUGUUGGAAGUGCGUAUACAUGUCACCAGGGGAACUGCAGUGGUGAAGAGGACGUGUCCACUGGGGAGAGGAGCUGGACGCUCAGAGCUCACAACAAGCUGGGGACGGUGGAACUGACGGACACAGCAGACCUGAUGACAAGAGUUCACAUGUUUCCUCCAGAGUCAGUGACAGCUUCCACUGUGAAUCCCAGAGACGCCCGUCUGAAGUGGAGCUGGAAGGUUCAAGCCUACAAAGAUCUGAACGUCACGUGUGAGGUGAACCUCGGUCCUGCUGGAGCUCAGAAAACAAACUCUGGAGUCGGACUUGAUUCGGCAGUUUUGAUGAACCUGAUUCCAAACUGGUCGUACCACGUGACAGUUCGAUGUCGCACAGCUCAACAUUCUUGGAAAUGGAGCAACUGGAGCUCGACAUUCAACUUCCACACUAAGGGAGAUGUUCCAGACGCUCUGGACGUGUGGAUGAAGAUGAAGGACAAUGAGAUUUUAAUUAUGUGGAAAAUUCUGCUGGAGAAGCAGAGUCAUGGACACGUGUUGGACUACACAGUGACCUGGUCAAACAUCAGAGGGACAGAACAACACAACACAACCACAGUGACUCACAACAACUUCACACUCAGGCUGGACACAACCCAACAGUACGUUGUGAACGUUACAGCUCGGAAUGUAAACGGCAGCUCGUCCCCGUCGACCAUCAUCACCCCAUCAUCAUCAUCCUCUGCUGGACUGGACUCGACCAGAGUGAAAGCGUCUCGGAUGGCGGGCGGCGGCGGCGGCUUCAAUCUGUCCUGGUCCUCCAGUCCGGCAGCGAGCUGCGGCUACAUCGUGGACUGGUGUCCGUCCUCGGGUCCCUCGACGGUGACGUGGAUCAAAGUGUCUCAGACCAACGUCUUUUUGAAAAACUUGAGAGAAGGACAGAGAUACUCGAUGUCCAUAUCUGCCUGCACCCGAGGAGCUGCGCUGCUGCUGGAGACCAGAGAGGGCUACGUCCAGGAGCAGCGGAUCCAAGGCGACCUGUUUAAAGCUUUGAAAUCGAACCAGAAGGGUUCCGAUGUUGAGCUGUCCUGGGAUCAGAUACCUCUAAAAGAGCAGACAGCUUUCAUCCAAGGCUACGUCCUGGAGUGGUCUGACAGGGACGAGCAGGACAACAACACAGCAGUCCACAGUGUGAGCACAGACGAGCCGACGUCCACCAGCCUCACGGCCUCGGACCUGAAGACCAGCUCCUACACGUUCACAGUGAAGGCUCGCACUGCGCUCGGAGAAUGUUGCUCCAAACAGUUAAUUGUCCACGUCAAUUCACGGACUGAUAACCUGAUCAGGACCGUGGUCAUUUCCCUGGUGGCAGUUUUCAGUCUCCUCACGCUCGUCAGUGUCGCCUGCUGCAGACAAUGGGCCUGCAUCAAACAGAAGGUGUACCCCCCCAUCCCGAGGCCCCUGCUGACGGACACGUGGCUCAGAUCAACAGGUGAACACAGUCUUCACGUGGAUCAGGGUCCCAGUGAGGUGGACAUCAUGGACCCCCCCCAGCUGCUGCGUAAACCAGGAGCGCAGUUCAACCAGCCUCCACCGAGCCUCAUCUCCCCCCCGAGGUCCCUCCCGUCUCCGUCAGGUUUACCCUCCUCGCCGUUCAGAGGCGCUUUUCAGAACCUGUCCUACGACCUGAUGAUGCAGACUGAGGACCAGCAGCCUCCGGAGGGGCACACCGGAGAAAACCGAGCUCCGACCCCCCCCCUCGACCCGGCUCAAGAGGAACCAGGGAGUCACAUGACAUGUGACUUGACUUACAUUUUAGUGCCACAGCCAGUGUUGUGCAAUUCACACCUCUCAUGAACUAGUUCAAAGUUCAGUUCAUACAAGUAAACAUGAAUAGUUCACGUUCAUACUUCAACAUUUAAAUUCUGAACGAGUUCAUAGUUCAGUUCAUUUCAUAGUUUUAAGGUGGAAAGUGAGAAUGAAAGACUUAACUUGUUAAAGAAAACCGUAUCCAUCACUUUGUCUUUACUGUCGGAAUGUUUAUCAGACAGUUUGUAAAAAUCCCUCAGAUAAUAAUAAGCUGCAUCGGAAGUAGUCUCUGCUUUCUCUUGCCAUCUGUCCCUGACGUACAGGCUGCGGUGAUAGACUGAGGUUAGAGUCAAAGAGUAUUCAAAAAAAUAUUAAAUUAUCAGGUGCACAAUUCAGAAAGCACCGCAAAGUAGAGGAGGAGAAGAAAGAACAAUAUAGAGGUAAGAAUCAUUCAUGUGUCGACAUGACAUGUUAUGCUAUCAGUACAGGACUCUUUUGAUAUUUUUUAUUAUAUACUUUUAAUGUUUUUUAUAGCUUACAAAUUUGUCUGCCUGUGUGUGCAUCUGUUUACAGUCCAAAGGUUAUUGGGUAGGAGUGUCGGAGUUACGAACAAGAAGUGUGUCGUGUUCGCUGGACUUUAAUAAAGUUACACAUAAAGACGCUGAAACAUGAA
Messenger RNA from Pleuronectes platessa (European plaice), 3804 nucleotides. RefSeq names its product leukemia inhibitory factor receptor. Gene Ontology annotation, cellular component: membrane. Gene Ontology annotation, molecular function: protein binding; cytokine receptor activity. NCBI's taxonomy places the organism in Eukaryota, Metazoa, Chordata, Actinopteri, Pleuronectiformes, Pleuronectidae. The transcript has 17 exons. The record is from RefSeq and is a predicted model, not a curated record. Bases 531 to 3179 code for a protein of 882 amino acids.